GGAUGCAAGUCGGAGGAGUUCGCCACUCAGGUGGUCUCUGACGUCACCGGAAGUGUGUGCCGCGUGUGCGUGGAGGCGAAAACUGCGCGAAAGUUUGUCAAAACCGAAGCGGAAGGAGCGGCCGACAUGCACGCGCAAAUCCCGAAAGCGUGCACGAGGAGCAGCACCCUUGGGUUACGCCUGUGGGGCGUUCGGGUCCCUGGGAAAACGCCACCCGCACGACGCGGCUGCGUGGCCGAUGCACGCGACGCGGCGGCGGAGCGGUACCGCCGAACCUUCGCGGAGGCCCGGGACAGGCCGGAGGAGUUCUGGGCCCGAGUGGGCCAGGAUAUUCGCUGGUUCGAACCGUGGAGCAAAACGCUGGACGCGGAGGACCCAGUGUUCCCCAACUGGUUUGUGGGCGGAAAGCUGAACAUGUGCUACAACGCUGUGGAUCGCCACGUGGAGGACGGGCGCGGCGAGCAGGCGGCCAUCAUCUACGACAGCCCGGUGACCGGAGCCAAGCGCGUCGUCACCUACCGAGAACUCCGGGAUCAGGUCUCGCGACUGGCCGGCGUCCUGGCGAAGAACGGGGUGGGCAAAGGGGACCUGGUGGUCAUCUACAUGCCCAUGGUGCCCCAGGCCGUGUCGGCCAUGUUGGCGUGCGCCCGCCUGGGCGCGCCGCACAGCCUCAUCUUCGGCGGCUUCGCGUCCAAAGAGCUUUCGGUGCGCAUCGACCACGCCAAGCCCAAGAUGAUCGUGACCGCCUCGUUCGGGUUGGAGCCGGGCCGGCGAGUGGCCUACGUGCCCCUGCUGGAGAAGGCCUUGGAGCUCAGCUCCCACAGACCCUCCAAAGUCCUCGUCUACUGCAGAGACAACAUGGAGAAAGUCUCCGUGAGCGGGAACCGCUCUCUGGACUGGGACGAGGAGAUGGCGAGCGCCCGACCCCACGACUGCGUCCCCGUCCCCUCCGGGCACCCGCUCUACAUCCUCUACACGUCGGGCACCACCGGAACGCCAAAGGGCGUGGUGAGGGACACCGGGGGCUACGCCGUGACGCUGAAGUGGACCAUGUCCAACGUGUACGGACUGCGCCCCGGAGAAGUCUGGUGGGCGGCGUCGGACCUGGGCUGGGUGGUGGGCCACUCGUACAUCUGCUACGCCCCCCUCCUCCACGGAAACGUCAGCAUCCUGUACGAGGGCAAGCCCGUGGGCACCCCAGGCCCCGGCGCCUUCUUCCGCGUCCUCUCCGAGCACGGCGCCGCCGCCAUGUUCACCGCGCCCACCGCCGUCCGGGCCAUCCGCCAGCAGGACCCGCACGCCCGAAGCGGGGCGACGUACCCCCUCCCCAGGCUGCGCUCCGUCUUCCUGGCGGGGGAGCGCUGCGACGUGGAGACGCUGGAGUGGGCCAAGAGGAGCUUCGGGGUUCCGGUUCUGGAUCACUGGUGGCAGACGGAGACGGGCUCGCCCAUCACGUCCACGUGCGUGGGCCUGGGCCACUCCCUGACGCCGCCCGCGGGCCAGGCCGGCAAACCCGUGCCGGGCUACGACGUGACGGUGAUCGACGACCGCAUGCGACGGGUCAAGCCGGGAACCCUGGGAAAUAUCGUGGUGAGGUUACCUCUGCCGCCCGGCGCCGCGUCAUCUCUGUGGCAGAACCCGGCUCUCUUCAAGGAGACGUACUUCACCAAAUUCCCGGGCUACUACGACACCAUGGACGCCGGAUUCGUGGACCAGGAGGACUUCCUGUACAUCAUGUCGCGCUCUGAUGAUGUCAUCAACGUGGCCGGACACAGGCUGUCGGCGGGGGCCUUGGAGGAGUCGGUUUUGCAGCACCCGGCGGUGGCCGACUGCGCCGUGGUGGGCUUGGAGGACCCUCUGAAGGGGCACGUGCCCCUCGCCUUGUGCGUGCUCAAAAACGGAGUGCGACAGUCCCGAGAGGAAGUGGCGCGGGAGACGGUCAAGCUAGUACGGGAGACGGUGGGACCCGUGGCCGCCUUCCGGAAGGUUCUUUUCGUCCGGGGGCUUCCCAAGACACGUUCUGGGAAAAUUCCACGCUCCGCCUUGGGAAAUCUGGUCAACGGGAAGCCGUACAAGAUCACGCCCACCAUCGAGGACCCCGAAGUCUUCAAGGAGAUCGAGAACGCUCUGAAGUCACCCGACGGGUCACUUUAGUACGUUGCUGCACCGUUUGGAGGGAGCUGCGAUAAUCUGAGCGGCCACAUUUCAUAAUGCAGAAGAUGAGAAGGCUCGUCUCGAAAGGCAAAAAUGCAACAAAAAAUUAUGGAAUCCCAAAAAAAUGACCCCCCCCCCCCCCGCCCCAAAAAAAAAAAUUAUAAACCUCCCCCAAUAAAGCGAUUCAAAGUAAAAAUACAUUUGGGGGAGACAACAUUUUCAAUACAAUAAAAAAAAAAAAAGCAGGUAAAAAAAGUGGGAAAAAAAUGAAGGAAUGUCAAAUAAGCUUAAAAUUAAAAAUAUCAAUGACGCGCGUUCGAAUAAAAAACAUGCAACCAAAAACAAAAAAAAUCCAUUUUGAAAUGUAGCAAGUUAAAAAAAAAUGUUGCAAUAAAAGUAAAAAUGAAGCUAUUUCAAAUAAAAAUAAAACAAGUUCCAAUAAAAUAAAAUGCAGGAAGUUCAAAUAAAAAAAGCGAGUUUCAAUAGUAAAAUAAAAUCAAACUAAAUAAAAAGGUAGCGAGUUCACAUAAAAAUCUACAAAAAAGAUAAAAUUAAUCAUAGGCAGCAAGUUCACAUAAAAUAAUCAUGUAAGACAAAAAGUUAGUAACACUAACCCUAAGUAAAAAAAAAAAAAAUCCAUGUCAAACAAAUCAAGAUGAAGCAAGAUGAAAUGAAUAAUUGAAAGUUCAUGUUUACAUUUUUCACAUAUUUUUUUGUAAAUGAAACUCCAUCUAUUGACAGUACUUUUACUUUUUAAUUUCUUUUUUUCAUUUUCUUGCUCACCACUGAAGGUUUUCCACUGACAUACGUACAAGAAUUCAUAAAUAAAUAAAAAUGUAUUCACAACAAAAUGGAA
Molecule: messenger RNA, 3010 nt
Organism: Syngnathoides biaculeatus (alligator pipefish)
Lineage: Eukaryota; Metazoa; Chordata; Actinopteri; Syngnathiformes; Syngnathidae
Gene: acss3
Product: acyl-CoA synthetase short chain family member 3
Exons: 15
Coding region: 127-2154 (675 amino acids)
Source: RefSeq, a predicted model, not a curated record